AUGGCAACCAAGCUCUAUCGUGGUAGAGCUCUGGCGGGCUUGCGCAACUGCCGCCCUAGCGAGAUUCGCUGCUUCUCGACCUCCAUCCCUCAAUUGGCCGGCUUCCCGACCGGGCUUCCUAAGGAUGCCGAAAACAUGAGGAAGUCGCCUCGCCAGCACGUCGGCACCCUCAAAGCCCCUCUCGUCAACCCAGCCGACAAGUACGGCUCCAAGGCCGAAAACUUGCACAAGUACGGGUCAUGGAUCAUGGGCUGCUUGCCCAAGUACGUCCAGCAGAUCUCGGUCUGGAAGGACGAGCUCACCAUCUACGUCUCUCCCUCGGGAAUUAUUCCCAUCAUGACGUUCCUCAAGUACAAUACCUCGGCCGAGUUCACUCAGAUUAGCGACAUCACUGCGGUCGACUACCCGACCCGGGACCAGCGCUUCGAGGUUAUUUACAACCUCCUCAGUGUCCGCCACAACUCGCGCAUUCGCGUCAAGACGUACGCCGAUGAGGCCUCGCCUGUCCCCAGUGUCACUCCUCUUUUCGACGGAGCCAACUGGUACGAGCGUGAGGUCUACGACCUUUUCGGUGUCUUCUUCACCGACCACCCCGAUUUGCGCAGAAUCAUGACCGACUACGGUUUCGAGGGUCACCCCCUGCGAAAGGACUUCCCCCUUACCGGCUACACUGAGAUCAGAUACGACGAGGAGAAGAAGCGCAUCGUCACCGAGCCUCUUGAGCUGACCCAGGCUUUCCGCAACUUCGAGGGCGGCAGCAGCGCCUGGGAGCAGGUUGGACCUGGCACGGACAGACGCCCGGACACCUUCAAGCUGCCGACGGCGAAGCCUGAGGAGAAGAAGGAGGAGCCCAAGAAAUAA
Molecule: messenger RNA, 861 nt
Organism: Colletotrichum graminicola M1.001
Lineage: Eukaryota; Fungi; Ascomycota; Sordariomycetes; Glomerellales; Glomerellaceae
Product: NADH dehydrogenase
Exons: 2
Coding region: 1-861 (286 amino acids)
Molecular function (GO): NADH dehydrogenase (ubiquinone) activity
Source: RefSeq, a predicted model, not a curated record